Molecule: messenger RNA, 1098 nt
Organism: Clunio marinus
Lineage: Eukaryota; Metazoa; Arthropoda; Insecta; Diptera; Chironomidae
Source: the annotation of a GenBank genome assembly
AUGUCAAUUCCCAAAAAUCAACAUCAAAGCCCAACUCAAACGUCUCUUAAACAUUUACAGUCAACACAUCAGCAGCAGUUGACACCAAAUUCUCAACGGAUUCUUCUUGAGACGUCUUUUGGCGCACCGCCAUUGGCGUCGAACGCAAAUGGUAUGAAUGGGCUUAAUGCCAAAAGUACAGCGCCACUUCGUAGAGCACCGAAGACAGUAGCAUUCAGUAACAAUGGUGCUUCUUAUCCACCACCUCCCAAAUAUAAACCCACAACACUUUCGCUAUGCGAAACCCGUCCUAAUCCUUUUGAUGGUAAAAUUGUUGACUUAAUUUAUGAUGAUUGGUUUGGAUUGGCACCGCUAGCAUCCCCUGAAAGUCUCUCAGAACUUUCAAGCAUUAGUUCCCGUGCUAGUGUUAGUCUUAAUUUAAAUUUAUCAAACAGUAUUGAAAAGUUUCUUAACAAAGUUGUUAUUGAUGCUAAAACUCCAUCGCCUCCAGUUACUAACCAAGAUGAAAUCUACGAGUCUCAACUUCAUACACCAAUCGUUAUUCGAAGGACACCGAAAUUUAGUGAAAAUUUGGCAACGUGUGCUGAUGAUUGGAAAACACAAAAUAAUUAUAAGCGAAUGGGAAAAGUUUUCGUUACAAAUCCAAAAAUUACUGGUUCUGACAGUGAUUCAAAUGGCGAUGGAAGUUUUGGAACGGCUGAAAGUUUGCCAAAAACUGGUUGUUGCAAUAGUAACGAUAACAUUUUAAAAGAUAAUCGAAUGCAGCAAGAUUGGAAAUCUGCCGAUAACAUCGACAAUAAGUUCGAUCCAAGAAACAGUAAUAAGACCUUCACGGUCAGUGACAGUGCCAUGUUGAAUGACUGUAAAUCGCAAUGUCCCGUUUGUCCAUGUACGAAACUUCCACAAGAAGAAUGUUGCCAAAAGUUUGAUCACAUAAGCUGCAUCAUGAUGAGUGCUGAAGAACAGAGAAACAGUGGAAAAUAUUCCAUCACUAAUACUACAAGCUCUAGUGACACAUAUUAUUCAUUAACGGGAUCUGAAAUGAAAGUAAUGUCUAAUGAUAAUGCAGUGAUUAUAGGACCAAAGAUUGUGCAAUAA